Molecule: messenger RNA, 7453 nt
Organism: Bactrocera neohumeralis
Lineage: Eukaryota; Metazoa; Arthropoda; Insecta; Diptera; Tephritidae
Gene: hppy
Product: mitogen-activated protein kinase kinase kinase kinase 5
Exons: 14
Coding region: 1098-4829 (1243 amino acids)
Biological process (GO): protein phosphorylation
Molecular function (GO): MAP kinase kinase kinase kinase activity; ATP binding
Source: RefSeq, a predicted model, not a curated record
AGAGCGAUAUCCAUCGUCUCAUUUGUUAAUAAUUCGUUUCGCUGUUUUCGUGGUCGUCAAGUAUGCUGCGUCGCGUAUCGAGUGAAAAAUGUUCAAUUUCCAAUUAAUUUAUAAACAUAACAAGUAAAAAGUUAGAAAUACAGAAAAAUCAUUUUACUAGUGUGUUAGUGAAAAAGUGUUGUACAAAUGUAAAGAAAGUGUAAAAUGUAUUGGAGAUAAAAUACAAAAAAUUAAAAUGACUGUGUGGCAGCAGUAGCAGCAGCAGUGGUGCCUGCGACAUCGCCCUGUUUUUUCAACCAUCUUCUCCGCUAUUGUCUGCCUAUUCAGACAGCGGGUGCUGCCUCGAAGUCUUGCAAUUCCGUAGUUCUGCCAUUCCUCUGAGGAUUUAGUGCGUCCAAAUAAUCCUAAAUGUGUGAAAGAUUCUCACUCGGGAGCAAUUACGCAAGCUCUUCCAAAUGAUAGGAGCGUCGGAUAUGUGAAAAGAUAUUAGCAGAAGUGUAGUGUAAUUUGCAAAAAAAACACCAUAUUCACAAAGUUAUUUGCACAGUAGAUCUAGUCGUACCAAACCAAUACUAAAGGCUGAUUAAGAGUUAUUUUGUGUUGUGCAAAUAUUUGACGCUGUGACGAUAUGGUGAUCUGCGACGAGUGACGAGCAGGUGGUGGCUACACAAGUAGCAGCCGCUACACAUAAGUUGUUCGUUUCCUAAUUAAACAAUCGUAUUCAAAAAGUGUUGAAAUGGCGCUUACUUGCUAUUUUAGUUUAUUAGAGAAUAUUGUUUUUGCUAUAGAAUAUUUCAGACAGUGACUAUAAUUUAUUUUUGAUAUUCAUUUCCUCACAGUGCUGAACUAUCACUUGGGUAACCGCAAGUUUCAAGUGACAAUAUUUGUAAAAAUUUAGUGAAAUAUCUUUAAUUUACCUAAAAAAUCAUAAAGUACAAUAAAAUAAAUUAAAGAUAUUUAAUAAUACGUCUAGGUCAAUUUAAUGAUAUUACAAAAAAAAAAAAAAAUAAUAUAAAUAAAUUAUAUUGAGUGGUCAGACUGCUCCUCGGCUUUCGAGCUUUUAAGACAGAUACGUGAUUAUACUCAAAAGCAACAAUAUGGCACACGCCCACCAUAAUGCUGCUAAUCUGCUUAGUUCAGAUAUAUCACGACGCAAUCCACAGGAUGAAUACGAGCUCAUACAAAAGAUCGGUUCUGGCACAUACGGUGAUGUUUAUAAGGCGAAGCGCAUACAGAGCAAUGAAUUGGCCGCAAUCAAAGUCAUCAAACUCGAGCCCACCGACGACAUACAAAUCAUCCAGCAGGAGAUUAUUAUGAUGCGCGAUUGUCGGCACAAAAACAUCAUCACAUACUAUGGUUCGUACCUGCGGCGCGACAAGUUGUGGAUCUGCAUGGAGUACUGCGGUGGCGGUAGCCUGCAGGACAUCUACCAGGUGACGGGACCGCUAACCGAACAACAAAUCGCCUACAUGUGCCGUGAAACAUUGAAAGGACUCGAGUACCUGCAUACGAUGGGCAAGAUGCAUCGUGACAUCAAGGGCGCCAAUAUCCUGCUAACCGAACAGGGGGACGUCAAGUUGGCCGAUUUCGGAGUGUCCGCGCAGAUUACCGCCACGAUCAAUAAGCGGAAGAGCUUUAUCGGUACACCGUAUUGGAUGGCGCCGGAGGUGGCCGCCGUGGAGCGUAAAGGCGGCUACAAUCAAUUAUGUGAUAUAUGGGCGGUUGGCAUAACGGCAAUUGAACUUGCCGAACUCCAGCCGCCAAUGUUCGAUUUGCAUCCGAUGCGUGCGUUGUUCCUAAUGUCGAAAAGUGGUUUCAAACCGCCCACAUUGAGCAACAAGGAGAAGUGGAGCACCACAUUUCACAAUUUCGUGAAGACGGCGCUGACGAAGAAUCCAAAAAAGCGUCCGACCGCCGAAUGCCUGCUGAAGCAUCCGUUCGUGCAGGGCGACAUGUCGGUUCGUGUGGCCAAGGAGUUGCUGCAAAAGUUCUUGAGUCCCAAUCAGCAGUUCUACUACUAUUUGGACGGGGAAGAGGAGACUGUCGCCAGCGUACCACAACGAAUAGCAAGCAAAAUGACAUCAAGGCCAAAUGGUAUUUCACCGCAAAAUCACACUUUGAAAACAGGCAUGACAACGAAUUCGCAGUGGAAUGAUCGCUCAUCUAGUCCCGAAACUUUGCCCAGCGACAUGAGCCUCUUACAGUAUAUUGAUGAGGAGCUAAAGCUAAGAGCCACCCUACCGUUAACCGAUACCAAAGAUCUGCUUAGCACCGAAUGCCACUGCGCGCACAAUGGCGGUAACGGUAACGGCAACGGCAACGGUAAUGGCAACGGCAAUGGCAAUGGCAAUGAAAACGGUGGCGUCAGCGGCGCCAACGAUGCCGCAGCGCCAACCGCGCCCGACGACAUCAGCAGCUCCAACGCAACCUCCGCGGCGCCAUCGACAGCUGCCACUGUGAAUGGUGGCGAUGCUGUCGGCUCGGUUACUAGCGCGAGCGGCUUGGGCCAUUCGAUGUCUGCCUAUUUGGGACUGAGUUUCGGCUUCUCUAACAUGCGCGCAACGUCGGUUGAUGCUGUGGUCAAUAACACCAAUCAUGACAGCGAUGCGCGGCACCACCACCAACAGCAGCCACAUUAUCACCAUCAUCAUCAUCAUCAUUACAUGCACUACACCAACAACAGUAACAGUAAUAGCAACAGCAACGGCGGCGCCAGCAGCAGCGGCAGCAAUAUAAAUUCGCGCUCAACCAGCGCCACCGGCCUGUCGAUAUCCACGUCCAGCAACUCCUAUGGAACCGCAGUUGGGGCGCCAGCAAAGCUAAAUGGCCAAUCGCAGUACACGUCAUUGUCCUCGUCCUUGUACAAUCCACUGGACAAUUUGAGUUGCGAAAGCGGCGGCGGCGGCAUCGGCGGUGGUAUUGGAGGUGGUGGCUUUGGCUUUGGCUUAGGCGGCAGUGUUAGUGGUACUAAUGGUGGCGGGGGAAGUGGUGGUGUUGGUAUGUUAGGAAUUGAUAGGAGUAGCGGAGGUGGUAGUGUUGGUAGUGCUGGUGGUUUUGGUGGUGUUAGUGGUGGUGUCGGCGGUGGUGGCGCGUCCCCAUCACCAUCGUCAUCUUCGUCCGCGUUUGCUCGUGAUGUGCUUAUGCAUUCCUCUGCUUCCACGUCACAUUUAUUCACUAAUUUGCUGCGUAAUAAUGGCACCAAUUAUUUUAAUAGCAACACUUCGGUGACCGAUUCGGCAACAACAACUAGUGCAUCCGUAGCAACGUCGUCCAUAUCGGCCAUCCCUGCCGGCGCGGCGGCUCCGUUGUCGGGAGAGUGUACGCCCACAUCUGGGCAAGCGAUUGGCGGCAGCAGCAACGACAGCAAUUGUGAUUAUAGGCAUGAGAGUAAUCAGAACGGUCUGGAGGACUCACCACGCCGCCACAGCUCAAUGGAUCAGCUGAUUGGGCUGCUCAAUGACAUGGGCAAAUCGUCGAGAACACGCAGUCUCAGCGAUGGCGGCACACAAGACGACGAAGUGGAGAAAGAAGCGCAACCGGAUCUGCUCAAUAAUACGCCUCCCGUGCCUCCGAAACGCUCACAUCGUCGCCGCCAUACCCCGCCACGCCCCAUUUCCAAUGGUCUACCGCCCACGCCAAAGGUACAUAUGGGCGCAUGUUUUUCGAAAAUCUUCAACGGCUGUCCACUCCGCAUACACUGCACAGCCUCGUGGAUCCAUCCCGAAACGCGCGACCAGCAUCUACUCAUCGGCGCCGACGAGGGCAUCUUCAACCUAAACAUGAACGAGCUGCACGAUGCCGUCAUCGAUCAGCUGUUUCCGCGUCGCACCACCUGGCUGUAUGUGAUUAAGGACGUACUCAUGAGUCUAUCAGGAAAAUCUUGUCAAUUGUAUCGACACGAUCUGAUCGCGUUACAUUCCAAGCAGACGCACCGUUUCUCGCUGCACAUGAACAAAAUACCCGAAAGACUGGUCCCGCGCAAAUUCGCGCUCACCACAAAGGUGCCCGACACCAAGGGCUGCACCCAAUGCUGUGUAACAAGGAAUCCUUAUAACGGCUACAAGUACUUGUGCGGUGCCACGCCCAGUGGCAUAUUCCUCAUGCAAUGGUACGAUCCGCUGAACAAAUUCAUGCUGCUUAAGCAAUGCGAGUGGCCGGCAUCGAGCAUACUGGGUGGGGGACAUGGCUGUGUGCUAAACGGCCACACACCCGUCUUCGAGAUGAUCAUCACACCGGAGCUGGAAUAUCCAAUUGUCUGCACGGGCGUGCGAAAGGCACUCAACGGCUGCCUGAAGCUCGAGCUGAUCAAUAUGAAUAGUGAGACCGCGCUUUUACCACAUGUGGACCGCAUACUAAUACUUCAUUACAUUUCUUCCUUAGGCGCCAGCUGGUUCCAUUCAGACGAUAUGGACUUUGAUGCCACGGCCACAAUGGUGCCACGAAGAGAUCUGUUGAAAGUUGUGAAGGUGCAUCAGGUCGAAAAGGAUGCGAUACUGGUCUGCUAUGGCAACAUCAUACAAGUCGUCACGCUACAGGGUAAUCCAAAGCAACACAAGAAAUUGGUCUCGCAACUCAAUUUCGAUUUCAAUGUGGACAGCAUAGUUUGUCUACCCGAUAGCGUAUUAGCAUUCCACAAGCACGGCAUGCAGGGCAAGUCGUUGCGAAACGGCGAAAUUACGCAAGAAAUCAAGGACAUGAGUCGUACAUAUCGACUGCUCGGCUGUGAUAAAGUCGUCGCUUUGGAGAGUCAAUUGCUGCGCACCGGUUCGCUGGGCAGCGAGGAGGGACAUGAUCUUUACAUUCUAGCCGGCCAUGAGGCCAGUUAUUAAUUAACUAUAUAAUUACAAAAAUUAUAGUGUUAAAUGCAAUUAACUACAUAUGUGAAGCAAGUGAAACAAAAUAUUAUGUUUACUACAAAAAAAACCGAAGCAAAAAUGCAAAGGGAAAACUGAACAAACUGACUUAUGACGUAUGCAUACAUAAGCGAGUAUAAAUUUAAAUAAAAUGAGCAUGUGAAAUUAAGUGAAAUGAAUGUCGGAAAAAUGAAAAAAAAAUCUUACUAAACUUUUGGUAUAAAAUUAAAAUUAAUUUUAAGCAUUUUUCUAGCGUCCGUUUUUCUUUUUUUUUUUUUUGUAAAUUUGCACAUAAAAACAAACAAAAAGUGAGUGUGAAAGCGCGACAAAACCAGCGAAUGUUGCGCUGCGCCAAUGCCAAAGCGUUUUGAGAUUAAAUGCAGAUUAUCUGCGUUUUUUAUAGUGUGUACAGAUCAUGCAGCGCCAAGUCAAAAUAGAGCCAUUAUAAACAAAGUUGUAUAUAAGCCGGAUUUCAUUAAUUGUUUUGUGAAUGAUUGCGCAAUGCGCAUGAAAUACUGAAAAUAUUAUUUGUAUAUACAAGCUAUUAUCGCUUAUGUAAUUUCGUUAUUUUUAAAUUGCAAAAUGAUUUUAAGUUAGUGGCUGCAAUACAUGUAACUUUCUUAGAUUUUACUAGACCUAAACACGUUUGCAUAUAUGGAACUACUUUAAGUGAAUAUUUUAUAGAUUUUCACGGUAUUUGCAUACAAGGUAUUAGAAACGAAAUGGCAGAGCGCUGAAUAAACAGCAAAGUGAUUGAUUGAUUGUUAUGAAAUACAUGCUUGAAAGUUGAAACAUAAAACACUGCGAAAAAUUAGGUUAAUCAAGUAAAUUAUAAAGCAUCUGACAUUGCUUGCAAUUUUUAGUAUAAAAAAAUAAAAUAAUAAAUAUAAAAAACAACUGAGAACUAUGUAUAUUUACAAACACAGCACAUAAACAAUUUGAAAUCAACACAACAAAAAGGACUACUGAAUGCAAUUGCAAUAAAGAGUAUUUUAGCAAGGGCUGUGCGAGCAGUCGUAUGAAACAUUUUAGAUCCGCAGUAAAUUUAGCUUUCACCUUACGCUCCUCCAGUUGAUUUGAAACUUUGCAAUGUUUGCAACAAAUAUGCGCACAGCCCCACUUCUACGAGCACGCUAGCUAAUAAAACUGGAAAUUUGAAAAUAACUGACUUAAACCGUAAGAGGAUAUAUAUAAAAUCGGAUAUGUUGUUUGAUAAACUAGAGCAUUGAAUUUUAGAUUACUUUAAGUAGCAUGAUAAAUGUGAGUGUUAAGCGUAAGAAAGUAUAUUUUUAAUAUAUAUUUGGGCAUACACACACACACAGCUCUGUGGACACACAACCCAAAACAGUGCGAAACGCUAAUAACGCCACUGCAGAUCUAAGUCAUUGAGAAAAUGUAAAAAAUGAAUAUGCAGCGCGGCGAAUUCCUAAACUUUUAAGUUUUUGUGAAGUUUUGUUAAUUAUCAUUUAAUUAAUAAUAAUUUAAUUAAUGUUCUUCUUGAUUAUGUGCAACUUCCGCCAUUUAGUCGCUUAGCGGAAAAUAUACACACGUUCACCGUUGACACUAAUUCAAACAUACCAAACUCCCAUUCAUACAACAACACAAAAAAGUUAAUUGCGAACAGCUUUACACAAUGUAAAUGCAUUAAAAAGCUAUUUAAAGAAAAAAUAGAAAGAAUUCAUACAUACAUACACAUGCAUUUAAACUGUCUAAGAACGAAAGAAGUCAACAAAAACUCACAAAUUAUUAAUAAAUGUAAAUGUAUACCAUAUAUUUAAUUGGACCAUUAUACUAUACAAAGAAGACUUGUAAAAGCUAUUCCAGGGUCUCCACAGAGAUUCCAGCGCGUGUGUAGUAACAGCAUUCACGCUUCAAAGCGGUUCGAGAACUGCAUACGAAGCAAACAAACGCCGAUUUAAGUGAUACAAUUGUAAAUUUUUAAUUACUCUAAUUUGUUGCAUAAGCGACCCUUUAAGCUACAAACAAAUAAUUGCCGUUGUGGCAAGCGAUAGAAUUAUUAAAUAUUAACUAUUGUAUUUAACUUAUGUUUUAUUUUAAUUAAGACAAGUGAAGAUAUAAUAAAUUAGCUUCUAGUGCGCUAUUGAAAUGUUAGAAUUUAACUUUAAGGAAAAAUAUAUACAUACAUAUAUGCGUAUGUGUGUAGAAAAGUGGCGGAAAAUCAAAUCAAAGUGCGAUGUUAGACAUAGAGAGAGAGAGUAGAGAUUUAAUUCGGAAAUUUGUACGCGAAGAAAGCUUUUUUGGAAGUUAAGUUACGUAACGUAACGUUUGUAUGUAAGUAAGCAGCGUAGCCUCUAAGGGUGUGUACGAGUUUGUGUGUUUAAGGGACAUAACGAUUUCUAUUGAGUAUUAGGCAUUAAAUAAAGAAACAAUUCGAAUGCAAAACAAAAACACUAUAGUUCGUUGAAAAUAAAUAAAGUACUAAAUAUAUAUGUAUAUGUAUGAACAAAACAUAAAAGCAAAAAAACUUUCUUAGUCGAAAUUUGAAGCAUUACAAUGCAAAACUAAUGGGGCAAUGAAUUGUUGCGCAGCACGAGAUUGAAAUACAGAUUAAUAAAUUGCAAUUAAAAAGAGAAAACAAA